AACUCUGGGAGAGCAGCUGGAACCUCAUGGUGCCCCAACUCUUGGUUGAAGGAGGAAGGCAGAGGAACUGGUAUUUUUUUCUGGUCUUACUUUUUGGACUUGUCAGCCUUGUGGACUUCUACGCACACCUCUUCAGCUAUGAGUAGAUCAAUAGGUCUUAAUAUCUGUGUGGUCACUUGCUGCAUCCUGCUCUUAUCCUCUAGCCCACCAUGCCUUGCAUAUCCGCUGCUGGAGGAGAGGGACAUGACAAAAGCCCAGUACAGGUCAUGGGCAGGGAAUGAGGUAGAAGAUGAAAGGACAAGCAUGCCAAACUUAAUGAACAAGCUGAGCCCUUCUGAGCAAGCCCUCUCUGAGGAGCCAUCUGGAGCAUCAGCAAAGCCAUCUGGGAUGCCCCUAAGUGAAGCUUUCACUUCUGAAAGAGAAAUGUGGCCUGUAAGCCCAAGCCGUACCUUCCUAGGCAGCCAGGGUCUGGAUGUCAGCACCACCAUGCCUGGGGCACUGGCUGCUGUAGAAGAGGAGCUCAGUCCCACCAAGUCAGAACUGAAUGAAAAUGGAGAGUUCAAGGCCAUGCUGACUACAGCUGUGACCACCCUGAGCCCUCCUGUCCAGGAGGAACCCAUCAGUGUGACCACCACAGAGGACUGUGAGGUGGGGCAAAGCUCUGCCAGCCUCCUGGCAAACCCUCCUUCUGUCACAGCUGCCGCAGAGGAGGACAUAGCAGAGAGCAGCUUGUACCCCUCAGCUGCACCUCAGCCCCACAGUGAGCAGGUGCCCACGUCACAGCCCAGCACUCCCAGCCUGGAAAGGGCAAGUGACUACCUCAUCAUCCCAAUGGCACAGGCCCCGAGUGAGAGUUUUGAGGUGGGAAUGCCAGAAGCCAACACAGGCAGUGCUCCGAGGUUAUUGGUUUCACAAGGAGCCACUGCUGCUAACCAUCCCCUUGUGACCACUGAGGCCUACCUUCAUCUGGGGGCAGACACAACUGUGGGGCAAGGAGAGCAGCCCAAUGCAGCAAGCACUGCCUCCAGCCUCCCUGCUGAUUCCAUGUCCCCAGACUGGGAUGACACCAAGCUGGGGAGUGCAAGUCAAAGGGAAAGCACGCAGCAUGAGGAGAUGGGAGAGGACCAAGUGGCAACAGAAACAUCUCAGAUCCCACUGGGAGAUAUGGAGGAAGAGGAGGAUGAUGUGACAAGAGUGCUGCCAUCCCCAGCAUCUGCUCCACCAACUCCAGGGCUUAUGAAGGAGAUCAACUGCACAGCCCCUGCAGCAGUGCAUGAGGAAGAGGUACUGGUUGCUUCCACGGCCAGCAGUGAUGUUUCCUUCACAGGGGACUUGCCAGAUGUAGACACAGGUGGGCUGAACUCUCUGGAAAACAUGGUCACAGCAGAAGAGAAGAGCAUCCUUCCUUCACAGCCAGAGGCUCCUGUGAUGACAGACAUAACACCUGAUCUCUCCUCUACUCUGGAGAGCUCACUGGAAGGCCUUACUCAGGAGGUGACAACUAUUGCCCAGGAGUCGGCUUCUGCUGCUCUGACAGCUGUGACACUGCUGCUUGCUCCUGCCCAGGGGACAGGAGCUGCAAGCCUUCCCCAGGAAACCAGUGGGGAGGACACCCAGAUGCUAAGUGCCCCUGGUGCCACCCAGAUGCUGACAGCUGCAGGCACCUCCACAGUGAGAACUUCGGGUGUGGAAGAUCUCACAGACGUGGUCCUGGUCACUGGUGAGAAGGCUGUUUCAUCUCUGGGUGGAUUGCUGGCUACACAGUCUGAGCAAACAGAGGAACCAUCCAGCAAAACAAUGGUCCUGGUGACUCCAGCAUCAGUGGCAUCAUCUGUCAGGAGAACAGCUCUUCCAGCUGUGAGGAAGAUCAGUACAGCUGUAACCUAUGGGUUGGAUCGGCUGGAGUCAGAAGAGGCCGAGGAAGAGGAAGAGGAUGAAGAGGAGGAGGAAGAAGAAGAGGAGGAAGAGGAAGAUGAAGAGGACAAAGAGAUAGAUUCUAUGGAUGAAAGCAUGGAGGGUGACACAGAGCUGCCGGGCUUCACACUUCCAGGCGAGACCUCCCAGGAGCCCAUAGCUGGCCUGGAGAACCCUGCAGCACAGCUGGCCGGGGUGUCCUACCAGGUUCCUGAUACCAUGGAGUGGGAACAGCAGAACCAGGGUCUGGUGAGAAGCUGGAUGGAGAAGCUGAAAGAUAAGGCAGGAUACAUGUCAGGGAUGCUGGUUCCUGUAGGAGUCGGGAUAGCUGGAGCCCUCUUUAUCCUCGGAGCACUUUACAGCAUUAAGAUUAUGAGUCGCCGGAGGAGGAACGGCUCGAAGAGGCAUAAAAGAAAGCAGAGGGAAUUUAACAGCAUGCAAGACCGAGUAAUGCUCCUAGCCGACAGCUCUGAAGACGAAUUCUGAAUUGAACUGCAGUGCCCUUGUGAUAUCCAGUGACUUGUAAAAGGAGGAAGGGGAGGAAAAGAAGAGAAGAGAAGGAAGAACUUUCUGCUGCAUCGCUGCUCUCAGCCACCCCAAACACUGAGCAGUGGUUGGUACCACCCUGUCGAACCAGCAUGCUAUGCUCUACAUGUACUGCGCAGUGAUGUUUGUUUUGAUACAGUAGUGAGAUUUCACAUUUGCACCCGGCGCCUCACUCAGAUCCACAGCACAUCUUGUUGCAGCUGGAGCUGAUCUGUACGGAUGAUUAUUUUCCUAUUAUCCUGGUGUACUAUUUCAGACCUGGCUGGCAGUAAUCUAAUCAUAACAAUAGCUCUCACCUAACCCGGGAAUGGAAAUCUUUACUGUGAAUGACUUCUGUCCAAUUUGUUAAUUUUAAAUGUUAACAUUACCUGAGCUAGAGUUCAUUAGUGCUGAGAUUAGCUGCUCUGCUUAAUUAAUGAAUUACCCACUUGAACUGUAUCCCUCAUCACCUGAGAAGUGCCCGAGUACAGUGUUGUUGAUACAGUUUGAAGCACAUUUCUACGCUCAUUUUCCCACUUCCCACCUCUUCUUUUACAACCUCUGCCUUUAGCUCUGCUCCUCGCUUCUUGGAAACACGUGGGAAUGGCCUCAACUCUUGAUUCAUGACAAAAAUUUUAGUCCAUUUUCUACCAGCACCGUCUGUUACAGCACAAUAAAUACCAGCGCUCACGUACUGAUGGGUAGUCUUGCAUGGAUCCCUUAGCUUUUGUUCAGUGUGCAGGUAGGUAAAAGGAAAGCCAGGUCAGAGGUUUCCUCAGCUUCUGCAGCCUGUUUCUAGGCACUAGAGACUGCUUCUCCUGGUUGCGUUCACAUUGAGAUGGCAGUGGAGCAUGUCUCCUUCCCCAGCUGCAAGUUGCAUUUUUAGCCCCCUGAAAGCUCCAUGAACGGCAGAACUUUUGGGAGAUCUGAUGGGUCUUGUCUCCAUGCCACCAAACACAAGGAAGGCACCAAAGGUUGAGCUGUCAGGGUGUCAUGAGGUUCCUGGCUGCUGGAAAGCAGCAGUAGCCCCAGUUGGAGGUCCAUGGGGGGUGAGCUGGUUGAGCUGGGAACUCUUGGUCAUGGGGAAGAUGUGUAGCUGUAGGACAGAUGGCUGUGGAGGGCUGUGGAGAUGGAUCCUAACGGUGCCUUGGGACAAGGGCAAGCUGACUGUGCUGCUGGCAGCAAGUUGCAUAGGGAAACAGCCAGUGUCAGACAUCAUUGAACCGAGCAGGGGAAGCUAAUGGUGCUUUGCACAGUCAAAAUAGCAAAUAACAAAAGGGCUGCAUGACUUAUCUCUCUUGCCAGUUGUGCAAUGACUUUUUAAUCUUACGUUUAUGCAAAAUAUCCGUGUUUCCAAGGUGGAAAUCACUGUUCUGUGAGGAGUCAUCCUUCAAACAGAGAACAGCAUCUGUCACCGAAGGAGACUUGGUUAGAGAAAUGAGAUCAGAUGGGGAUGAGUCCCACUGAGUCUUUGAGGAGGUGUGAGGGGGGAGUGAAUGAGGUGACACCCAUAUAGGACUUCAUCCUCAGUGAAGGUGAAAAGGCUGUCAGGUUGCCAAGGAUAUAGUUGAUGGUAAGCCUAUGUCUCGUGGGUCUAUGAAUGGGUUUGUUUGGUAGAAACAACAUUCGGAAGAGCACAUUAGAAGAGUCUGAAGCUCAGUUCUCUUUUCAGAGGGUCCUCUGAACAAUAAGUCAUCAGAUGGACGUCCAGUUCCAAGGAAGCAGUGUUCUUCAGAGCCCAGGUACUUUUCUGCCUGCCUUCCCCUCCCAUCCAGUGAGUCACCUGGAGAAGGACAGUCAGGACUACCUGUAUUCAAAAUGCUGCUGCCAAUGCUAGUCUUCCAGUCCUGGAGCUGUGCAUGGCCCUCGUGUUCAUCCCACUGGGUGGUGGGAAGCAGGCUGGGGGAAGAGGCAUCAGCGUGCCAGGCAGUGUCCAUUCUUCUCUCCCUCUAGGACAGGCUCUCCCAGCCAGGAUUCCACAGUGUUUGUCUCUCUCCCGUUUCAUUCCUGCUUUCAUCAGGAAGAUGUUGCUUUGCUAAAAGCAACCCCAGAUCUCUAAACAGCCACUGCCUGGGAGCCCAUUGUUAAGUCCCUACCCAAAACUGAAGUCUUUUUUUUUAUCACAAGUGGUCAGUCCAAGCUAAGAACUUCCCUUCUGGACUGAUCUCUCCUUGUUUCCUUCUCAUUCCUGUCUCUCUUGGAGCCACCUCUUGGGAGGUGUUAAAAGCCUGCUAGCAUAGCUGAUUGUCCAAGUAGCCUGGAGGGCCAAGUAGCCUGGAGGAACAGUUGCCAGUGACACUGCUGCAUAGAGCAGGGGUACCAGCAAGAUGCAAACAGGGGUACCAGCAAGAUGCAAACAGUUGGGGAUCAGCAGGGCUUUGUGCAACAGCAGCCUGUGAAGGGCAGCCUCUUUUCAACUUCCUUGUUAACAGUGACGUGCCUGUGCAGUUUGUGAUAACUGCAGACAUCACAUUGAUAACCAAUGAGCUCCUAGGCAGUGAGGAGGAGGAGGAUGGCUGAGCAAGGCUGCUGGUGUGAGUGCAGAUACUGCAGCCCUGGCAGGGUUUUUUGGGUGGGUUGUCAGUUUGAUGGAUUGAAAAGGCGGGUGGGGAGGCAAUGUGGCCUUUCAUUGCGUUAAUUAAUCCUCGGUUUGGGAAGCAUUUUCUACAGUGGCAAUCAGUUUCAGUGUCUCUCUUCUUCUCAGUCCUUGACAUAGUGAAUUUAAAUUAAAGGCAGCAUGGUCUGUUAGACAGAGCUGGCAUCUGGGGGCAUAAUGUGGGUGAACUGUAGUCUGUGAGAGCCACAGCAUCUCCCAGUGAGGACACACAGUGGGUGGCUGCGAUGCUGGACGUCAGUUGUGCCACAGGUAAGGAUGGCAUUGGUACAGGUAUCUGACUGCUUGUUCUACAGGUAUGAUGGGACAAACUGGGCAAGCUGUAGCCAAAUGGGAUGUCCAGCCAAAUGCACAGCUCGGUGUUGGCUCUGGAGUCUGUGCUUUAUCUGGAUCUGUGGAUAGAAGGGCUGCCCAAAGAUUUUGCUUGUGCUUCAGCUUCACUCCAGUCCUGGCUCUAGCUCUGACCCCCACUCUACCAUGCUCUGCUCCUGGGUUUGCUACCCACAGACAUGGUGCCUUGAUUGGGAGCUGCUGGUCAGCGGAAGCUUACUGUAGGCCAACUUUAUGAGUGGCUCAGCAGUGCAAAGAUCCCAACCAAUGUCCCUUAGAAGUAGAGGUCUUUAAAAGUUAUUUUUGGUCAAGCACCUACCCAAGAGCCUGGAUACUCCCCAUAUCUUCCAGUUUAUUUCUCCUUGGGGUGGAGGCCAGAGGGGUGGCCACAAGCAGCCUUAUGUCCCAGUGAGAUUUCCAGAAGCUCUUGGAGCACAGACAGGGUUUUCUGCAGAGCCUCUGAUGUCAGUGGGAUUCCUGCAGGUCUUUAAAGCACAAGCAGCAUUCAGCUCCUUCUCCUCUCAUCCAAGACCAGUAGACUUUGAACUGGGCUCUUAAAAAUAUUUUCUGGGCAACUCUUGGAGUUAGAUUAAUUUGCUGGAAAUGAUCAGAUCACAGGUGGGGCGGGGAGAGGGUUUCCAAUGGGAACCGAAGCCUCGUAUCUCUUAAAGCUCUGCUGGUUUGAUUUGUAUCCCUGCAUUUCUAAAAUAAAAAGCCAAACAGAUUCUUUUGAGAAAUAAAAGAGAAGAGAAGCGGCAGAAGUGCCCUCUGGCCCUGCACAGUCAGUGCUGGGUGACCUGAAUGUAGAGAUGGGUCGUGCCACUGCUAUGCAGCGUGAGCCCCAUGCGACAGCACAGCUGCAAGGAUGACUUUGCUGCAGCAAUAAUCCUCUCCUGACUUGGCACAAGACAUGUAGCUCACCUCUGUUUUCCCAUGGAUGCCCAGUUUGGGAUUUCUUGAUAGCACAAGCCAGAAUUUGUUGUAGGCAACACGCAACCCUUUCAGCAUUCACAGCCCCAUCUCCAAUGGGAGGAAGCAGCCUGCCUGACGUGCAGCCCUUGUCCUGAUGAAAUGUUCUUGCACUCCACAGCUGCUGAUUUUUUAUGGUGUCUCUAAUGCCAGGUGUUCACCCUAGAUGAGGUUCCUUUGGACAGCGCUGCUUCCAUAGAGGGAUAUUAGCAGUCCUUGUGCUUUCUUGUGGUUUUCAAUUUGGACAAGACCAACUCCUCAUACUGUAACUAUGGAAUGUAGCACUUUGUUAAAGUAAAACAUUGGAAAAUAAAAAGCUGGCCAUCAUAGCUGACU
Messenger RNA from Meleagris gallopavo (turkey), 6688 nucleotides. The record is from RefSeq and is a predicted model, not a curated record. Lineage: Eukaryota; Metazoa; Chordata; Aves; Galliformes; Phasianidae.